AGUCGCUUUUGUCUUUUGUCUAUUAUUUGCUCUUCUAGGUGGCAGCCUCAGGAAACCAACGAAAGUCUCAAGGAUUACCAAGACGCUUUGCUUCAGAGUGACCUCACAUUGUGUCCUGCAGGAGUGAACACAGAAUGCUACAGGAUCUAUGAGGCCUGCUCCUUGGGCUCCAUUCCUGUUGUAGAAGAUGUAAUGACAGCUGGCAGAUGUGGAAACAUGUCCAGCCACCACAGUGCUCCUCUGCAGUUACUCAAAGCCAUGGAUGCUCCCUUUAUCUUCAUUAAGAACUGGAAGGAACUUCCUGCUGUUUUAGAAAAGGAGAAAACC
Nannospalax galili (Upper Galilee mountains blind mole rat) is the source of this 327-nucleotide messenger RNA. RefSeq names its product ribitol-5-phosphate xylosyltransferase 1. The record is from RefSeq and is a predicted model, not a curated record. The annotation marks the transcript as partial. Gene Ontology annotation, cellular component: Golgi apparatus. Gene Ontology annotation, molecular function: ribitol beta-1,4-xylosyltransferase activity. The transcript has a single exon. NCBI's taxonomy places the organism in Eukaryota, Metazoa, Chordata, Mammalia, Rodentia, Spalacidae. Gene Ontology annotation, biological process: protein O-linked glycosylation via mannose.